AAAAAAAGGAAACGUGAACUGCCGCAAGAAGCUUUGAGCCGGAGCCCGUCUGUGUUUGUAUCGAUUAUUCCGAUAAAAGGCGAGCUUAUAUAACCAAAUGAGUCCUCAUAUUUAUGAAUGGCUUUAAUUAUUUAACCGCCAAAGAUGGUGAUUGAUCUCGAGUCAGCUCGGGAACUGGUUCAGGAGGAGAAAGCCUCAGCUAGCCAGCGUUAGCUUUCAAGGAUGAGCGCUAACCGAGCGUACAAUGAGUGACUCCUGAGGGGCUGUCUCUGCGACAAAGGAGAGCUUCGUGUGUGCCUUUAGCUACCUCCGGAACCGUGUCGAUACUGUUUACAUGAUGAAGAACUGCGAGUACCAGCAGAUCGACCCGAGGGCGCUGACGGUGUCGCCCUGCUCCGCGCAGAACCAGCACACCGAGAAGAGAGCGCAGCGGCCGCGGAGGAAAUGGGAAGUGUUCCCGGGGAAGAACCGGUUCUUCUGCGAUGGACGGAUCAUCUUGGCCAGACAGAGCGGUGUCCUUCCUCUGACACUGGGCCUUAUUGUUGUCACUUGUGGCCUUUUCUUUGCAUUUGAUUGCCCAUUCCUGGUGAAACACCUGACCGUCUUCAUACCUGUGAUCGGCGCGGUGCUCUUUGUGUUUGUAGUCAUCUCUCUGCUGAGAACCAGCUUUACAGAUCCAGGCAUCCUACCCAGGGCCACCCCAGAUGAAGCAGCAGACAUAGAGAAGCAGAUAGAUACCUCAGGAUCAUCAACAUAUCGUCCCCCUCCGCGAACCAAGGAGAUCCUCAUCAACCAGCAGGUGGUAAAGCUCAAAUACUGCUUCACUUGUAAAACCUUCCGGCCUCCUCGGACUUCCCAUUGCAGCCUCUGUGACAACUGUGUGGAACGAUUUGAUCAUCACUGCCCAUGGGUGGGGAACUGCGUGGGCAAACGCAACUACCGCUUUUUCUACAGCUUCAUCAUCUCUCUGUCUUUUCUGACAUCUUUCAUAUUCGGCUGUGUCAUCACACACAUUACCCUGCGUUCUCAAACAGGUAAAAGCCUUGUUCAAGCCAUCCAAGAGAGCCCUGCCAGUGUUGUGGAGUUGGUGAUUUGUUUCUUCUCCAUCUGGUCUAUUCUGGGCCUCUCAGGCUUCCAUACUUACUUAGUAGCCUCCAACCUCACAACAAAUGAAGAUAUAAAGGGCUCCUGGUCAAGUAAAAGGGCUGCAGAGGAGUCUGGGAACCCGUACAGUUACAACAGUAUUAUAACCAACUGCUGUGUGACGUUAUGUGGCCCCAUGCCCCCGAGUCUGAUAGACAGAAGAGGUUUCCUGUCUCUUGAUGAGGCAAUCCCCACUUCUUCUGCCUCUGAGAUAGAGCUGCCUCCAUUCCUGGCCAAGAACGACGCUCACAUGUGCACUCAGAGCACCAAGGACGUGCUGGAGAGGAUGGUCCACUCCUUUGACCUUCAUGCCCUGUGCCCCCCUGGCACCCCAAAGACCAGUCCCCUGGGCAUGGAGGUCUCCAGCACGACAGCAACUUCCCCAGAAGCUUCACCCCCCGCUGGCUGCUCACCGCAGCUCGCUGACCAGCCCAUGGCCGCUCCAUGUCCCCUGUUCAGCAGCAGAAGCAGCAGCAAGAGGGACUCGCUGCACUCCAUCAACCCAGCCUUCCGUCUGGCUUCUCCCUCGCCAUCGCUGAGCCGCGCCACUUUGAUUCCGGGUGAUGCACCCGACACUGGCUUUAUCCCGCUACCCUGAGUACACCCAUUCACCAUGUGAGAAGAGAAGGAGUAACAGUGCACUCAAUGCUGCUCACGUCAUGUUUUUGGCUACAAACAAACUCUUUCAUAGUGGUGGUCAUUCUCUGUGUUACUAUUUGGUAUCAAGAUGUCAUUCUGAUGAGUUGAUCAAACAUCACCCAGAGGUUUUUUUUUAAUGUUCUGUGUCAACACUGUCCUACUAUAUACUACAUGUCUCCUUCAUGAUGGAGGUCAAUCUUAGUAAUACUUGGAAGCACAAUAUAGAGAUAUUUUUUUAUCACCUUUUUAUGAAGACACCCAGAACAUGCCUCCACACCUUCCACAGAACCUCAAGCCAUACAUCACAGCCGCGGUGUUUAAGUUUCUUGCUAAUAUCUUAUGCAAACAGCUCUCAUAUCUGGGAAUACAGACAUUUAGAUUCACUGAACUGGCGUGCUCUGGAUAGUGAGCCAUAUCAGGAUUAUGAACUCAAAGAGUUAGCCUCACGUCCCCGUCACAUCGUGUCAUCGAGACCCACAUCAUCCCAAUGUUAUCAGGUGGAUCCAGCGCAACAGUACUGAGAUGAAUGAGCAAUGAGUUUGACGAGGGAGUUUUUAUUUUAUUUUUAAUGUAUGCAUAUCAUGGAUUUUCCUGUAAUCAGUUUAUCAUGUCCUGUACAUCAGGUGCUUUUAGGCUAAAUGGUAAAUAUAUUUUCUUUCUGUGAAGUGUAUCACUUUAGGAAAAGUAUACUUAACAUGUAAAACUGAGUGAAUUUGUGCAUUGUGUGACUGGAGACCGACCUAAAAUAGUUCCUCCACAUAUUUUAUGUUCACUUUGUUGCUUCAUCUAGUUUGUCGGAUGUCAAAACCGAGUGUUUAAUUUACGGUCCCAUAUGCUGCUGCCGACCAGGAAUGCAGUAUUUAUCACAGACACACUGUUUCCUAUUAACGUAAGCUGCGGGAAUGCUUACAGUACGAGUGAGCAUCUGUUUUUUCAUGAGUGUGUUUGUUGUUACGGUACAGGCACGUAUGGAUUGUGUCAAGCGGAGUAAUCUUUUAGGAAUGUUGAUGAGGCCUCUUUACGUGCAGGCCAAGCUGUCAUUUUAAUGGCCGUGACCUUUUCCUCUUCUUACAGCACGAAACUUAACCCUCCAUCUGUGAUGGUGGAGUACAAUUUCUCGAGAUGAAAUGGCAGGAGUUAGUUGGAGUCACUAGGGGGCAGCAUAUAAACAAGGAUUGCAGCCUAGUCAGAAGACAAUUUAGUAAAGAAAACCAUUAAAGGAAGGCCUUUUGUUGUUUUAUUUAUUUUUUUGUAAGUGAGUGCUGAAGCUGUACAUAGGUUGUGGAUUUGUGAAGAACAUCUGUCAGUCUGCAUCAAAAGCCCAUAGGUUGUGUGAACAAUUACAAGCAGUGCUUGUAUGAACAAACUUGUUUGUUUGUAUUUUGUAGGAUGUAACAGUGGAACUGUAACAUUUGAUCAAUAAAAAAUGAUCAGUUUUGUUGA
Messenger RNA from Larimichthys crocea (large yellow croaker), 3225 nucleotides. It is a transcript of the gene zdhhc18a, whose product is annotated as zDHHC palmitoyltransferase 18a. Gene Ontology annotation, biological process: peptidyl-L-cysteine S-palmitoylation; protein targeting to membrane. The transcript is spliced from 9 exons. The record is from RefSeq and is a predicted model, not a curated record. Gene Ontology annotation, cellular component: Golgi apparatus; endoplasmic reticulum. Gene Ontology annotation, molecular function: protein-cysteine S-palmitoyltransferase activity. Lineage: Eukaryota; Metazoa; Chordata; Actinopteri; Sciaenidae. The coding region runs from base 335 to 1741 and encodes 468 amino acids.